AUGCCCUGGAGUGAUCCCAUCAAGGGACUAUCCGGGGGCGGCGCUGCGAGUGCUGCCGGCUUCUCAAAACGAGGCGUCCAGAAUGGUAUUGAGGCAACGGGAAUCGGCGGAUACGGGAUGGGGCGAGCCUUUCAGAUGUGGCGCAAAAUCGUACAGGGUAUUGGUGUUGGUCUCAAGUCGAAGACAUAG
Molecule: messenger RNA, 189 nt
Organism: Penicillium chermesinum
Lineage: Eukaryota; Fungi; Ascomycota; Eurotiomycetes; Eurotiales; Aspergillaceae
Exons: 1
Coding region: 1-189 (62 amino acids)
Source: RefSeq, a predicted model, not a curated record